Theobroma umbraticum is the source of this 1903-nucleotide messenger RNA. Its product is annotated as Plant invertase/pectin methylesterase inhibitor superfamily. The record is from RefSeq and is a predicted model, not a curated record. Lineage: Eukaryota; Viridiplantae; Streptophyta; Magnoliopsida; Malvales; Malvaceae. Gene Ontology annotation, biological process: cell wall modification. Gene Ontology annotation, molecular function: enzyme inhibitor activity; pectinesterase activity.
AAACUUACACUCUCUGUUAAAAACCACAAUCAUUCCAUCAAUUCCAUUAUCCUCCAAUUCUAGCCACCAAAAAAAUGGCAUUAGCCAAUUUACUUCUCAUUCUCUUGAUGUUACCUUCAUUUGAAGCUAUAACUGAUGCAACCCCUUCGACAGAACAGAACUUAACCACUCAACCAUUGAUCAUCCAAGCUUGUAUAGGCGUUGAUAACCAUGAUUUAUGCCUCUCAAAUAUACAAGCUGAGCUUCAAAGCUUAGGGCCUCAAACCCCAUCAUCAGUUUUACAUGCUGCUCUCAGGGCCUCUCUUAACGAAGCACGACAAGCCAUUGAAACGAUGACAAAGUUCACUGGUUUGUCUGUCAGUUAUCGUGAACAAAUAGCGAUUGAGGACUGCCAGGAACUCCUGGAUUUCUCUGUUUCAGAGUUGGCCUGGUCUUUAGCUGAGAUGAAAAAGAUUCGUGAUGGCGAUAGAAAUGCUCAAUACGAAGGCAACCUGAAAGCUUGGUUAAGUGCCGCCUUGAGUAACCAAGACACCUGCCUUGAAGGCUUCGAAGGCACAGACCACCACCUUGAGAGCUUCAUCAGAGGAAGCCUGAAACAAGUUACACAACUUAUCGGCAAUGUUCUAGCUAUGUACACUCAAUUACAUAGCUUGCCCUUCCGACCACCUCGAAACAGCACUACAACAAACACAAGCUCAGAGUUCCCAGAGUGGAUAACUGAUGGUGAUCAAGAGCUCCUACGAACUAACCCUCGUGGCAUGCAUGUAGAUGCCAUUGUGUCAUUAGAUGGGAGCAGCCAUUAUCAGACAAUCACAGAUGCUAUCAAUGCUGCUCCGAGUUACAGUAACAGGAGGUACAUCAUUUAUGUGAAGAAGGGACUUUACAAGGAGAACAUUGACAUGAAGAAGAAAAAAACCAAUAUUAUGCUGGUUGGGGAUGGUAUUGGACAAACUGUUGUGACAGGAAACAGGAAUUUCAUGCAAGGAUGGACUACAUUUCGAACUGCAACCGUUGCUGUGUCUGGAAAAGGAUUUAUAGCAAGAGACAUGACAUUCCGCAACACAGCCGAACCCCAGAAUCACCAGGCGGUGGCUCUCCGAGUGGAUUCUGAUCAGUCCGCCUUCUAUCGUUGCAGCAUGGAAGGCCACCAGGACACCCUCUACAUUCACUCCCUCCGCCAAUUCUACCGUGAAUGCCACAUCUAUGGGACCAUAGACUUCAUUUUCGGAAAUGGUGCAGCCGUCCUCCAGAACUGCAAGAUAUUCACUCGAGUCCCCUUACCACUUCAGAAGGUUACCAUCACUGCUCAGGGAAGGAAAAACCCGAAUCAGAGCACCGGGUUUUCGAUUCAGAACAGCUACAUUCUUGCCACCCAACCAACCUAUUUAGGCAGGCCAUGGAAGCAGUAUUCCAGGACCGUUUUUAUGAACACUUACAUGAGUGGUUUGGUGCAGCCUAGAGGGUGGCUCGAGUGGUAUGGAGACUUUGCAUUGAACACACUUUGGUACGGUGAGUACAGGAAUUACGGCCCUGGUGCAUCAUUAUCCGGACGGGUGAAAUGGCCAGGUUACCACAUUAUCCAAGAUGCUUCCACCGCAAAUUUCUUCACCGUUGGUAGGUUCAUUGACGGUCGGUCAUGGUUGCCGGCAACCGGUGUCAAGUUCACUGACGGUUUGAGCAAUUAGGAGACUAGCUAUAUACCCUAUACUCUAAACUAAAUUUUCCAGUUGGUUGUACUCAUUUACACCCUCCAACACUUUGAGGAUCCGAUCUCUGGCAGCUUCAUUAUGUGUAAUUGAUUCGAUUUCAUUAUUAGAACCAGUUACCAUUUGAUAGAUUGGUUUUAGCUUUGUCUGGAGGUUGCUUUUAAAAGCUUGAAAAAUAUAUUGGUGAUUCUGAUAAA